Colius striatus (speckled mousebird) is the source of this 1920-nucleotide messenger RNA. RefSeq names its product CBFA2/RUNX1 partner transcriptional co-repressor 2 (gene CBFA2T2). The record is from RefSeq and is a predicted model, not a curated record. Gene Ontology annotation, cellular component: nucleus. Lineage: Eukaryota; Metazoa; Chordata; Aves; Coliiformes; Coliidae. Gene Ontology annotation, biological process: DNA-templated transcription; negative regulation of DNA-templated transcription. The transcript is spliced from 11 exons. Gene Ontology annotation, molecular function: transcription corepressor activity. Bases 112 to 1821 code for a protein of 569 amino acids.
GAGGAGGAAGAGCGCUUUUAUUUAUAUUUCAAAGAAACGAGGUGUAUUCAACAGCAGCUGGAUCGUUGCAACCUCGCUGUUUAGGUUGCUGGUGAGAAGAGGGUGCCAGUGAUGCCCGGAUCGCCCGUGGAAGUGAAGAUACAGUCCAGGUCCUCUCCUCCCAACAUGCCGCCGCUGCCGCCCGUGAACCCCGGCGGCCCCCGGCCCGUGUCCUUCACCCCGGCUGCACUGCCCAACGGAAUAAAUCACUCCCCACCGACGCUGAACGGGGCACCGUCCCCACCCCAGAGGUUCAGCAACGGCCCUUCCUCCUCCUCCUCCUCCUCCCUGACGAACCAGCAGCUCCCAGCCACGUGUGGGGCUCGGCAGCUCAGCAAGCUGAAGCGCUUCCUCACCACCCUGCAGCAGUUUGGCAACGACAUUUCUCCAGAGAUCGGGGAGAAGGUCCGGACGCUCGUCCUGGCGCUGGUGAACUCGACAGUGACAAUCGAGGAAUUUCACUGCAAGCUGCAAGAGGCGACCAACUUCCCCCUCCGGCCGUUUGUGAUCCCCUUCCUGAAGGCCAACCUGCCGCUACUGCAGAGGGAGCUGCUGCACUGCGCCCGUGCUGCCAAGCAGACGCCCUCCCAGUACCUGGCACAGCACGAGCACAUCCUGCUGAACACAAACACCUCCCCCACGGACUCCUCCGAGCUGCUCAUCGAGGUCAAUGGGAACGGGAAGAGGCACAGCCCAGACAGGAGGGAAGACAGCAGCUUUGAGAGGGAGCCGCUGCCCACAGAGCCUCCGGCCAAGAGGGUUUGCACCAUCAGCCCCGCUCCCCGGCACAGCCCUGCCCUGACCAUCCCCCUGAUGAACCCCGGCGGGCAGUUCCACCCCACCCCCCCGCCCCUCCAGCACUACACCCUGGAAGAUAUUGCCAGCUCCCACCUCUACAGGGACCCCAGCAAGAUGCUGGAACACAGAGAGAUCCGGGACAGGCACGGCAGCCUCGGCCUGAACGGGGGGUACCAGGACGAGCUGGUGGACCAUCGCUUGACCGAGAGGGAGUGGGCAGACGAGUGGAAGCACCUGGAUCACGCCCUCAACUGCAUCAUGGAGAUGGUGGAGAAGACGCGGCGGUCCAUGGCGGUGCUGCGGCGCUGCCAGGAGGCUGACCGCGAGGAGCUCAACUACUGGAAGCGGCGCUGGAGCGAGGCGGCCGAGCCGCGCAAGGCCGGCAGUGAGCUGCUGCCCCGGCAGCACAGCCCCGGCAGCAGCGACUCGCUGGGCAGCGAUUCCUUGCGGGAGUUCAGCAGCAGGUCAGGAACGGGCUACGUCACUGAGGAGAUCUGGAAGAAAGCUGAAGAAGCUGUGAACGAGGUGAAGCGACAGGCCAUGUCCGAGGUGCAGAAGGCGGUGGCGGAGGCGGAGCAGAAGGCGUUUGAGAUGAUCGCGUCGGAGCGGGCGCGCAUGGAGCAGACCAUCGCCGACGCCAAGCGCCAGGCCACCGAGGACGCCUUCCUGGUCAUCAACGAGCAGGAGGAGUCCACAGAGAGCUGCUGGAACUGCGGCCGCAAAGCCAGCGAGACGUGCAGCGGCUGCAACAUCGCGCGCUACUGCGGCUCCUUCUGCCAGCACAAGGACUGGGAGCGGCACCACCGCAUCUGCGGCCAGGGCCUGCACGGCCCGAGCAAGCCCCUGCCGCUGCCCACGGGCCGGGCCGCAGCCGCCAAGGGCCUGGACGGCGUGGCCAGCCCGGCCCUGGACAAGACCUCGGCCGCCACCUCGCGCUCCUCCACCCCGGCCUCCGUGACGGCAAUAGACACGAACGGGCUCUAAAGGGCAAGUUUGGGUUCACUCCCUUUGAUUGCGUUUCCGUGGGGGGUUCGUUAGUGGAGCUGAAGAAGAAACCCCCCCUCAGCAACUCGUAUCACUCGA